AUGACAUGUAAUUCAUGUAUAUGGAAUAUAGAAAAUCGCUUAAGUGAAUUAAAUGGGAUAAUUCAAUCAGAUGUUAAAAUUGGUGAAUGUACAAUUGAAUAUGAUGAACACAAAAUACCAAAUGUACAAUAUUUAAUAGAUCAACUAACAUUUGAUGAGUUUCAAUCAACAUUAAUAACAAUGGAAACAGUUUAUUUUAUACAUGUUUUGAUUAAUGUUGUUCGAAAAGAAAAUCAAUUAUAUACUAUUGAGCGUUUAAAAUCAUCUAUAAUAAAUAUUAUUGAUGUUAAAUUCGUUUAUAAUGAAAACGAUAAUGACUGUAAUCAAAUAAAAAUUAAGUAUUAUAAUACAAAACAAAUUAAAAGUACUGAUGAUUUAUUAACAGAAAUAAAUAAUUGCGGUUAUGAUACACAAUUAAUAUCACCAUCGACAACAUCAUUAUCAUCAUUACCAACAACUAUUCAAGAGCAACAACAAAAUCAUCAUACAAGUAACGGUGAUAUUGUUCAUCAGAAAAGUACGUUAACACCAGUAAGUAAACUAUCACCCAUUCCAAAGAAAAAAUUAACAACAACAGACAAUCAACAAAAUAAGAAUGAUGCAAUUGAGACUGAAACCUGUUUUUUUCAAGUGCUUGGAAUGUCAUGUGCGUCUUGUGUCAGCAAAAUACAAAAAAGUUUAUCAAAAGUUGAAGCAAAAGCUGAAGUAAAAUAUGAUCCAGAAUAUUUGUUCCCAGCACAAAUAACAAACUUAAUCCAAGAUUUAGGCUUCACAGCUAAAGUUAUUGAUUCAGUGGAACGUGGAAUGGAUAUUAUGGAUGUCAAUAUUACUGGAAUGACAUGUGCAUCAUGUGUAUCCGCCAUUCAAACUAACAUGACAAAAGUCAAAGGAAUUGUUUCAACAGAUGUUUCUUUAUUAACAAAUCGUGGAAGAAUUAAAUUUGAUGCCAGCCUAAUUGGACCGAGAGAUAUUCUGGAAGAACUUGAUAAUCUCGGUUUUCCCGCAACUGUUUUAGCACAAGACUCAAAUUCAGAUAAUUUAGAGAAAAUGCAUCGACGAGUAACACAUCAAUGGAAAAAUUCUUUUUUGUUGGCUGCCAUCUUUGGCAUUCCAGCCAUGGUGAUAAUGUUAGUUUUUACGUUUUACUAUGAAGAUCACGGUGAUGAUCCAAUGAUUGGAAACAGUCGCAUGUCCGUUGGAAAUUUAGUGCUGUUCUUAUUAGCUACUCCAGUUCAGAUCAUCAGUGGGCGUUAUUUUUAUAUUCAAGCUUAUAAAGCUUUGAAGCAUCGAACAGCCAACAUGGAUGUUUUAAUUGUUGUAGCAACAACAAUAUCUUAUGCUUAUUCUAUUAUCGUCGUUAUUGUAAAUUUAUCGUUAAAUUUACCUAGCCCAAUAGUGUUUUUUGAUGUGCCACCAAUAUUAUUGAUGUUCGUUUCGUUAGGAAGAUGGCUAGAACAUAUAGCAAAAGGGAGAACGUCCGAAGCCUUAAAAAAGUUAUUAGCACUUCAAGCACCAAAAGGAACAUUAGUAAAACUGGAUUCAAAUGGAACCAUAGUUGAGGAAAAAUCAAUUCUUUCACAAUUAAUCCAAAGAAAUGAUUUAUUAAAAGUUUUACCAGGUGAAACAAUUCCAACGGAUGGUACGAUUAUCGAUGGUACAACAACGUGUGAUGAAGCAAUGCUAACUGGUGAAUCGAUGCCAGUCGAUAAAACAGUGGAAGAUCAAGUGGUUGGUGGUACAAAAAAUAUAAACGGUCAAAUAAUAAUGAAAGCAACACAUGUUGGACAAGAAACAGCUUUAAAACAUAUCAUAAAAUUAAUUGAAGAUGCACAAACAUCACGAGCACCAAUCCAAGAGGUCGCUGAUACAGUAGCAGGAGUAUUUGUUCCUGUUAUACUUUUAACUUCAUUGACAACAUUAAUUAUAUAUAUCAUUAUUGGCUACACUAGCUAUGACAAUAUAAAGCAAUAUUCGUCUUACGGUCAUUUUAGUGGUAUUCAUGCUAGUCAAAGCGAAAUAGUAUUUGAGUUAGCCUUUCGUUAUGCAAUAACCGUUUUGUGCAUCGCUUGUCCUUGUGCCCUUGGAUUAGCAACACCCACAGCUGUUAUGGUUGGGACAGGAGUUGGUGCAAGAAAUGGGAUUUUAAUCAAAGGCGGUGAACCCUUAGAAACAGCAAGGAAAAUUCGAACAAUAGUUUUCGAUAAAACAGGAACAAUAACAAAAGGAAAACCAAGUGUAAUUGAUAAACGAAUAUUUAUACAAAAUGAAUAUAUGACACUCGAUUCGAUGAUUGCUAUUGCUGGUACAGCUGAGAGUGGUAGUGAACACCCACUUGGGUUGGCUGUUCGAAAUUAUUGCAAAGAAUAUUUUGCUACAGAGCAAUUAGGACGAUGUCAAGAUUUUAAAGCUAUUUGGGGUUAUGGAUUAAGUUGUAAAGUUACUGGUAUUGAUUUUCUUCUCAAACGUACGAACAAAAUGAAUGAUAGAAUAGAUGAUCUGACACCUGCAAUAUUAGAUAAAACGUAUAAUGUGCUAAUUGGUAAUCGUAAAUGGAUGAUGAGAAAUAAGCUUGAAGUUGAUGAAGGUGUCGAUAAAACAAUGGUGGCACAUGAACAAGAUGGUCACACAGCUAUUUUAAUUGCUGUUGAUGAUAAAUUAGUUGGUAUGAUUGCAAUUGCUGAUGAAAUAAAACCAUCAGCACCAAUCACAAUUUAUGCAUUACAAUCAAUGGGUUUAAAUACUGUAUUAUUGACUGGCGAUAAUGUAAAAACAGCUCGAGCUAUUGCUGCACAAGUUGGUAUCAAAAAUGUAUUUGCUGAAGUAUUACCCGCAGAUAAAGAACGUUUUAUAGCUAAAUUAAAAGAACAAAUGCCAAAAAAUAAUAAAGUAGCAAUGGUUGGUGAUGGUAUCAAUGACUCACCAGCAUUAGCUCGAUCAGAUGUUGGCAUUGCCAUUGGAACGGGUGCCGAUGUAGCUGUUGAAGCAGCAUCGAUUGUUCUUAUCCGAGAUGAUUUAUUUGAUGUUGUUGGCGCAAUAUUCUUGUCAAAGAAAACAGUGUGGCGUAUUAGAUUAAAUCUUAUGUUUUCAGCUGUCUACAAUUUAGUUGGCAUACCCAUAGCUGCAGCUGGAAUACAAUUAAUGCCCUGGAUGGCCAGUGCGGCAAUGGCUCUAUCGUCUGUGAGUGUUGUGACAUCCUCUUUAUUAUUACGUUAUUUCAAAAAACCGCGAAUUGAAACGUAUGAAAACAGUGAUUAUCAAGAAUGGUCAUUAAAAAAAGCAUCAGACAUUAACGUACAUCGUGGGAUUGAUAAUUUACAUCGUGGCAGUAUAACAGGCAUAAAACACUCGAUGUUUGGACUGAUGAUAAAUGGAAGACUAUCUGCUGUGAAACACCAUUUUAUUGAAGAUAGUAAAGUACAAUCCCUUUUACUAUCUCCUCAGAAUUUACCAUCACGUACACAGGAUAUUGAGUAUGUGUGA
Messenger RNA from Didymodactylos carnosus, 3480 nucleotides. The record is from the annotation of a GenBank genome assembly. NCBI's taxonomy places the organism in Eukaryota, Metazoa, Rotifera, Eurotatoria, Philodinida, Philodinidae.